GUCAGACAUUGGAAUAAUUAUACAAAAAGUUUCAUUUAGCAUUUUAUUUUUUAUAAACUCUAUUUUCUGUAUUCCAAAAAAAAAUUGUAUUCGCGUUGUUUGAAAAAUUUUUUGUUUUUGUUUUUAGUUUAUAUUUGCAAAAUUUUUGUGUAUUCUCUCGAGUUAUUGAGAGUUCAUAUUAAACGAGGUAGCCGCUUAGCCCGUAGAAUUAAAAAACGAGAUUGAAAUUAUAAAAAAAGUGUGAGCGAUGGAUCAUUUUAAUAUACCUAAGAAAGUGAACCGGCAUGUAUUGAAGGCAUUGGGUGUUUUGAGUGGCGGUUCUCGUCAUCAGGUCAUCAUCACUUCAAAUAUAAUAAACCAAGUCAAAUAUCAGAUGCGAAACUUAGUACCUGUGCCGAAUCUAGAGAGCGCUGUGCAAAAGUCAUUAAAGAACCUAAGCGAAGUUGGAUUGAUUGAGCGACUUGGCACGUAUAGGUACGCUCUUGGACGUUGCGCUGCUGUCGUACCAGGCCCAAAUGCACAACCUAAUUCUAUAACUCCAGAUCGUCGAGUGUUUCGCGGAACUGAUCCACGGCGGUGCAGUCGAAGUACUUUGGAUCCCAAUACGAAACGUGGGCGUGCUUGUACUGAUGAGGAAUCUCUUUCAGGUGAUGACAUCGACCGCACACGCAAGCGCAUGCGCACAAAUAAUAAAAAGGUGCGACACACCGGUCGUUGGGCAUACCUGCCGCGUGUACGUCAACACAAACACAACCGCUCAACCACUCAAAUGUCCCAUAUAAAUGCAUCUAUCGAUACACCUCUGAUUUUUCAAGACCUCUAUUCACUACAUCACCCACACACACAAUUGCAGGAAUGUUGUCCUUCCAGAGGCUACCAAUACCCACUUGGAAUGGACUUGGAUUUUAUGCUUGCUAAUGUGACGCCCACACCAUCGCUGGAGAUAUCUGAAAUUACAUCUGUAAAAAACAUUGUGGAUAUUCGCAAAAUAGUCGAGACACCACCGUUACAAGAGCAGAAUGAGGAGACGAAAGGCACAAAUGCAAGAAAUGAACUGCAAGAAAAUGAGGAAAGAGACCUUCAAACACAGGACUUGUCGACGUCAGCUUCUGAUUACAGGACUGCAGCAUCCUCAAGCAAAACUACAAAUAAUCAAAAUCAAAUGUCAAAAUCGUGUGUGUCCAGACAGACAAUAAACACAUUUAAUACGGUUGCUGCUACUUCACAAAAGUCGUCUAUAUCUCAGUUGCCUGAUUACACGCAGUCUUAUAUAAAGUGAUAGUGUGUGAAUGUUUAACUGAAAAGAAACGGGUUCAAUAUUUUAUUUGUCUAAAGCAACGACUAGUAGUUUCUAUUGAAAGAUAAUAUUUUAUAGAUAUUAAUAUUAAAUGUAUGUAUGAGUGGAAAAGCUUUAUUUGUUUAAAUAGAAUCAUGGAAUCAGCAUGAGA
Messenger RNA from Anastrepha obliqua, 1448 nucleotides. RefSeq lists its product as uncharacterized. The record is from RefSeq and is a predicted model, not a curated record. The transcript has 2 exons. The coding region runs from base 248 to 1279 and encodes 343 amino acids. Lineage: Eukaryota; Metazoa; Arthropoda; Insecta; Diptera; Tephritidae.